Molecule: messenger RNA, 1162 nt
Organism: Teleopsis dalmanni
Lineage: Eukaryota; Metazoa; Arthropoda; Insecta; Diptera; Diopsidae
Exons: 6
Coding region: 54-851 (265 amino acids)
Source: RefSeq, a predicted model, not a curated record
AUUUACUUAUUAAGAAUGAUUCCGUCAAAGUGAGAGCUUUGGAAUAUGUAAAGAUGACCAAAAUUUUCCCUAAAUGCGGUUUUCUUGAAACUGUGAAGAACUCAAGCGAACUUUGUGAUGAGUUUCGUAAAUUAUUGGACUCAAGCUUAUCCUUUGAAGAAUACAUAUCACUUUUGGCUACUUCCGCAAUCAUUUAUGUUUUAGCCGAAACAAAAACACUGCGGGAUAUUUUAAAAACAGGACUUCUGGAAGAAAUCAUAAGUCGUAUACAACUUAAGCAUGCGGGUCCCACACAGGCUAUGUGCCAAGAAAUUUUUAGAGCACUUCAAUAUCAAUCUUUGGAUGCAUACCCAAAUAUCAUUACUUUUGCUUUAGCUCUUCCAUUGGAAUAUCCUACAUCUGUAGCCAUACAUUUAUGUUUGGCUUCGGCUUGCCUAUAUAAAUGUAUUAAUUUCUCAAAUUAUAAAUGGAAGGCAAAGUUUAUAAAUUUCCACAGUCUAAUUAAAUAUAUGGAUCUUGUGGAUGAUGAUAUUUUUCUUGGUGGAGAUAAAUCUGUAUACUUUUGUUAUUUCCUGAAAGCAAUGUCUGCUUUGUUACUUAUCAUACUAUUUAACGGGGAUCACCAGGAAUUGAUUUUGAUGGGCUAUUCACCUUACAUUACAUACAACGUCCAGGAUCUUAGAAAACUCAUUCUUUGGUUUUUGAGGUUACUUGUAAAAAUGUCAAGUUUAAAUACGGAAAAUCAUUAUGCUUCGGCGUGCCAUUAUCAGUUGACAGCAAUUAUGAACUCAUCAAUCCUUGAACGCAUACAAUUUGUCGAAUAUGAAAUGUGCAAGGAAUCAAACGCCUAGGCAUAAAAUUUAUUACUUUGAAACCACAUAUAUAUCGUAGAAAUUAAGAAGGCUUAUCGGUGUAAUUAUUGUAGAUUUGUAUAAAUUCUUCUAAAAACAUAUAUACAAUAAAACCGCAUUGUACCACUGUAAACUGUAUAUAUACUUAAAUAGUUUGUAUACAUUUACUCUCAUAUUUUUUAGCAACCUAGUUAUAGAUUUAAGUUUUCGUGUACUAUCAAAAUCUUUAUGGGUCGAUACUAAAGAUGUAAGGUAAUCUAAACAACUCUUUUGGGUUAACAAUACAGAGACUCAAUAAAUAAAUAAAUAGA